This is a messenger RNA of Hypomesus transpacificus, 1363 nucleotides long. Its product is annotated as olfactory receptor 1019-like. Gene Ontology annotation, cellular component: membrane. NCBI's taxonomy places the organism in Eukaryota, Metazoa, Chordata, Actinopteri, Osmeriformes, Osmeridae. Gene Ontology annotation, molecular function: olfactory receptor activity; G protein-coupled receptor activity. Gene Ontology annotation, biological process: G protein-coupled receptor signaling pathway. The record is from RefSeq and is a predicted model, not a curated record. Bases 328 to 1293 code for a protein of 321 amino acids. The transcript is spliced from 2 exons.
CAUGAUUUUGUGUAAUUACGAAUUAUGCUAUGUGUUGGUUAUUAUGCUAAUGUGUAGGUUAGAAUGUUUUGAUUACUCCCUAAUUAGUCUAUACCGUGUAUUUUCUCUACGGGUUGUUUGAGAUCAUAGGAAGUCUGCAUGACUAACAAGGAAAUGCAAGUGUUUGUGACUUAAUGAUGACAUCUCUGGAGAUUUACAUGAAGAGUAUUAAUUCCAGGUGAAACAAGCAGAGAAUGGCUAGUCUUCUCAGUUUAUUAACUCCUCAAUUCUGAACUCCAACCACAUCAACAAGCAGGCUGGGAGUUUUUCAGUGACUGGACUUUGACCAUGAAAUUUCAGAAAAGGACAUCUGGGAAUGACUCUGUUCUGAUCCAUCCGCCGGGCUUCUACAUAGUUGCCUUUACGUCAUUGAGUUUCAUCAACGUCUAUUUAGUUUUCCUCGCGUUUGUUUACACCGUAACGGUUAUCUUCAAUGUGUUGGUGAUCUAUAUAAUUGUGUCGGAUUACCGAUUACACACCCCAAAGUUUGUAGCGGUGGUUAACUUGGCAGUUAUUGAUGUAGUCCUGAGCUCAUGUAUCAUUCCUAGUAUGAUAAAGUUGUUUCUCUCAAAAGAUAAUUUUAUUCCAUUUAAUUUAUGCUUUGUGCAAAUGUUCAUAUAUUAUUGUUUCGUCAGCCUCGAAUCAUUCGCUCUCGCGGUUCUCGCUUAUGACCGACUGAUAGCUAUAUGCUUCCCGCUGCGCCAGCAUUCUAUCAACAACACGAGGAGUAUGUUUGUAAUUCUAGCGAUAAUUUGGUCUGCAAUUAUAGGUGCAAUUAUAUUCACCACGUCAAUAAUGACCAGACUUUCGUUUUGUGGGUCUGUUCAAGUAUUUAGUUAUUUCUGUGACUAUGCGCCCGUAUUUAGACUGGCAUGUAAUGACAAUAGUCUGCAAUGGGCUUGCGCUUCGAUCCUGAGUUUGGUCAACCUUACCGGUCCAUUGAGUUUUAUCAUUUUAAGCUACGCGUGUAUCCUGCUCGUCGUUUUCAGAAUGAAAACUGUUGCGCGACGGCUAAAGGCGCUGGCCACGUGCACUGAACAUUUAAUCCUCGUGGCAAUAUUUUACAUUCCUAUUAUGUCAAUAUUUGUUAUCGGGCUCUUUUCCUCUGGCAUCGACCCCGACCUGCGCGUCUUGAGUCUGUCGUUAUCUACCUGCAUCCCGCCUUGUAUAAACCCAAUCAUUUACUCUCUAAAAACAAAAGAAAUCAAGACCAGAGCCCUCGCGCUGAUCCACAAAGUGAAAAUUACACCCUGACGUCCAUGCCGCUCGCGUGGACCCAACACAAUUGAAAAAUAUAUAUGACAGACUCGUUUAUCGGAAUCAC